AUGCCGGAUGAAUAUAUGGACCCAAGCAACGUAUUUGAAGGUGUACCUCUGGUGCGGAUGUAUGACAAGGCGGAUGAUGUCCGUGAUUUGCUCAGGUUCUUUUACCAUGCGCCAACAUUUACACUCACUCGUUACGAUCCCGAGACCCCCAAAAAGGUCGGAGGAAUUUUACGUCUGGCAAAGAAAUACCAGAUCGCCUCGUUGUGGGACAGAUUAGUCAAGCAAAUCGAAACGGACUGGCCGCAGACACUCUCGGGAUGGGAUCGCCUUGAAGGCGAGAUAAACCUUUGGAAUCAACAUUGCGUAGAGGAAGGCGAGUCUCGCAUUCCUUGCAGUGAUAUAGUAUUCCCCGAACCGGGCUCGGCUGCACAACUCGCACGCGAAUUUGACCUUCGCAAGAUCACGCCUGCCGUUUUUUAUCACCUUUCCCGCCUCGAGAUAUCCCGCAACCGUGGACACCUGUACGACAAGCAAGUUGCGGAUCGCAUUGCUGAAGUCCGAUCACUCGGUGGCCGUACCGCAAACUGGUCGCUCCUGACCCUACCCGAUCUCAAGUGUUUGUUGCUUGGUCGAGAGCGCAUCCAACAAUAUCUGGAGAAGGAGUUUACUCGGUUCAGAAAUUCACCCCAGUUCCACUAUUGUGACCCCCAGUGCAACAGGAAGAGCUUCGAAGACGGACUCCGAGUGCUAAUCCACUCGUCUGACAUUUUGAGCGAUCUGAAGAUACUUGUCUCUGAAGAUCUCGACAACUGCGGAACAGAAACACUUUGCAGUCCUUGUCAAGAAAAAGCAAAAGCGACAGUGCGGCAAUUGCGUACGGAGAUUUGGGAUCGCCUCGCUGAGUUUUUUGAACUUCCAGUUCUUUCUGAUAACGAAGACGAUGAUGGGGACGGUGAUGAGGACGAGGGUGAUGACGAAUAUCAUGACAGUGAAUGAGCAUCGCUAGAACUCCUCGAAGACUGCUCGUUGUGUAGCAAUAUAUAAAUUCAAUAAAC
Coniophora puteana RWD-64-598 SS2 is the source of this 995-nucleotide messenger RNA. RefSeq lists its product as uncharacterized. The transcript is spliced from 2 exons. NCBI's taxonomy places the organism in Eukaryota, Fungi, Basidiomycota, Agaricomycetes, Boletales, Coniophoraceae. The coding region runs from base 1 to 936 and encodes 311 amino acids. The record is from RefSeq and is a predicted model, not a curated record.